Molecule: messenger RNA, 1745 nt
Organism: Aspergillus sclerotioniger CBS 115572
Lineage: Eukaryota; Fungi; Ascomycota; Eurotiomycetes; Eurotiales; Aspergillaceae
Product: aminoacyl transferase sphA
Exons: 3
Coding region: 1-1392 (463 amino acids)
Biological process (GO): biosynthetic process
Molecular function (GO): pyridoxal phosphate binding
Source: RefSeq, a predicted model, not a curated record
AUGGCAAACCCGGCAUUGCUCGCGACAUGGUUCCCAGACCACAAGGCCAAGGGCCCUAGUAUGCGCACCGCGCCAACCUUUUUCCGCAAUCUAGAGGAGGCACUCGAUCUCCGCCGUGCUGAACGAAGCGUCUUUCUGGUGCGAAGCAACGAGCCUGCACCCAAUAGCAUCGACUUCAGCACUCUCGAUUUCUUGCAUCUGACUGCCAGUGGCGCCAUCCGGACCGAAUUUCUAAAUGAGCUGGCGCGCAACCCGGGCUUUGAGCUCGGGGCUGGUGGUUCGCGCCUACUAAACGGCAACAAUGCAUAUACUGAAGCGGCUGAGACUGAGAUCGCCGAGUUUCAUGGAGGCGAGAGUGCUCUGUUAUUCCACUCCGGAUUUGAGGCCAACACGGCCAUCAUGGCGGCAAUCCCACGUCCUGGCGAUGCCAUUGUCUAUGAUGAGCUGAUCCAUGCUAGCAUGCACGAAGGCAUGCAGGCGAGUAAGGCGCCGUGCAAGAAGUCCUUUAAACACAACGACGUGGACAGCUUCCGCGAGACCUUACUGGAUGUGCUGGAGACACAGUCCCUGAUUAAACAGGGCAAGCGUUGCGUGUUGAUUUGCCUCGAAUCAAUGUACAGCAUGGAUGGAGACGUCGCGCCAUUGAGAGAGCUGAUUGCGGUCGCCAAAGAGCUCUUCCCCGAAGGUAAUGCGCAGUUCUUGGUCGAUGAAGCUCACACAACGGGCGUCCUCGGACGACAAGGUAGAGGGUUCGUCAACGAGUUGGGUCUCGAAGACGAGGUGGCGAUUAGGAUGCACACUUAUGGAAAAGCCCUAGCUACCACAGGUGGUUCGUUCUUUAUCAACCAUGCCCGGUGCUUUAUCUAUUCAACCGCACCCUCUUUUCCCAUGGUGGCGGCCAUUAGAGCUGGUUACAAGCUCCUGAUGACAGGUCAAACGCAAGCUUUGCAAGACAACCUCCAGCGUUUGGUCAAACAUUUCUUCGAAACGAUCACAGCCAACCCCGUCUAUGACGAGGCAAAUGAUGCAGGUAUUCUGUCAAUUCCCCUAGCCGAAGACUGGGAGUCGCGGCCGUUCCUCACGCAAGUAAUACCCGUGAUGACGCGUCAACGGUACAUAUUAUGGCUCUGCUAUCACCUGCAGCUGGCAGGUCUCUCCGUUUUCCCCAUUGACUACCCAGUUGUGCCCAAAGGGAAGGGCCGCGUGAGGGUGGUAUUCCAUGCGGGAAAUACCAAUAACGAAGUUGAGAAGCUGGCGGAGACGAUCUGUGAGUGGGCGCAGGAGAUGCUAGACAUCGAGGAAAGCGGCAAAGGUGGUGCGAAGAUCCCCAGUGCGGCACGGCAGGUGCAAGCGUACCAGGCUGCUGCGGAGACAAAAGGGGUCAAGGCGUAAUGAAGAUGUUGAUAAUGAUGAUAAUGAUGAUAAUGAUGAUGAUGCUGGUGGUGGUGGUGGUGGUGGUGAAUGUCACGUAAAGAGGCGAGGAGAUGCCAAAUCGAAUGCCGGGUGAAAUGAUUCUGCCAAGUUCCAAUUAUGAGCACUAAAGCCUCUCCUGUUUGAUCGUGCCGCGGUGCGUAGGAGCAAGUGGUGUUCAUUCGUGAUUCCCGAAUCGAAAGACACAUCCAUAGUAUCAUUCCUCCUCGUAUAGAGAGCGAGGGUGUUAGCUCGACUAUUCCUUAAGUAUGUGCCGAAGACGGGGCCAAUCUUUAGGACGCGGAGGAAUGAGUGAUGCGAAAGCAUCAUCCAUG